AUGCGACGCCUCCAUGCUGAUGUCGAUCACCUGGUACAAGACAAUCUCAAUGUACGACACUUUAAUAAUGAACAAAAUAGCGAUGAUGAAGAUGACACUCUGGUGAAACGAUUCAAAUAUCUUCUAAAAAAAACGCAUGGACCUUAUUUACAACAAAAUCUUAGUGUUAGAAGUAAUAUGAUGAAAGGCACAGUGAAAUGGUUCGAUGAAAAGAAAGGCUUUGGUUUUAUUACUCCUGAAGAUGGUAGUAAAGAUGUUUUUGUUCAUUUUAAAGCAAUUCAAGACAAUGGAUUCAAAACCUUGGCAGAAGGUAUUCUAACUACAAUGAAAGGCACAGUCAAAUGGUUCAAUGAAACAAAAGGCUUCGGUUUUAUUACUUCCGAAGGUGACAGCAAAGAUGUUUUUGUUCAUUUUUCUGCAAUUCAAGACAAGGAAUACAAAACCCUAGCAGAAGGUCAAAGAGUUGAAUUCGAAAUACAAAAUGGUCAAAAGGGUCCAACUGCAGUAAAUGUUGUAGCUUUAUAG
This is a messenger RNA of Adineta steineri, 525 nucleotides long. Lineage: Eukaryota; Metazoa; Rotifera; Eurotatoria; Adinetida; Adinetidae. The record is from the annotation of a GenBank genome assembly.